Lytechinus pictus (painted urchin) is the source of this 1849-nucleotide messenger RNA. RefSeq lists its product as uncharacterized. The coding region runs from base 75 to 1760 and encodes 561 amino acids. The record is from RefSeq and is a predicted model, not a curated record. The transcript has 8 exons. Lineage: Eukaryota; Metazoa; Echinodermata; Echinoidea; Temnopleuroida; Toxopneustidae.
AUCUUGAAUAAUAUAAUGUUAUUUUGAAAAUGAAACUUCAGCGGUAACUUGCCAUCUAUAUAUUCUUACAGCCUAUGAGAGCUUUCAAAAUUCCAAGCAGCAUCGUACCAAGUACAACCUGUUCAUCAUCCACCCUCCGUAAAAGAACGUCAAUAAUACAUCAUGUAAGGCAAGAGGUUUCUGGUGGGAGAGAGGCAGCCGAUACUCAACAGCAACAUGAAGUUUCCCAAUCUGCAAGCAUCACAGGGAUCUUGGGCCCACAACCCCUCCAUAUUCCAUCAAGAGACAUUAUGGAGCUGAAAAGCUUCUUCAGCUUGAGUUGGAGAAAGCUACGACGUUUGAAGAGCUGGCUAAAAGAACGGAGAAUUUCUACAGGAAAUGAGAGGGAAGUGAGGAGACUCCAAGAUGAUGUGGUAAAAAACAACAUUACCGGGGAACUGUUGCCUCUCCAACAAGGCUCAAGUGAGACUGGCAUGGAAAUUAAGGAGACCCCGGUAGUAACAGUAAGCAGCCUCAGUGCCCUUGUCAAGGACUUACUAGAGGAAUAUGAUCGAGGGAAAACCAUGAAAGUCUUUGCCUUCGGCGACUAUGAAUAUCUGACCCGCAUGUAUGGACUCACUGGCCCCAAUGGCCGUCAUUGCUGUCUCUACUGUGAGAUGACCAAGAAGGAAAUGGCUGACCCACCAAUGGCUGUCCCCCGUCAGCGAAGCCUGCAGACCCUCAAGGAAUCCCUGAACCACUUCAAAACCUGUGGCAUCCCAAAGGAAUCUAAUAACGUCAUCAGAUCCCCAUUCUUUGACAUUCCAAUAAAUAGGGUCUGUCCUCCUGGGCUCCAUAUCUCCCUCGGGGUCUUCUUGAAGCACUUCAACUCGCUCUGCCAAGCAUGUCACACUCUGGACCUGGAGAUUGGCCAGUCCUUGGCAAAAAGUCCUACAGACCAACUGGAAGCAAAAGAGGCCUUCAAACAGCAGCUGAAGAAGCUGAGUCUCCAGUCAAGACUGAAGCUUGCUGAGGAAGAACUCCACGACCUCAUGGACCAGCACAUGAUGGUUGGACUUCUUUACCCUGAAGCUGAACCGCCCACCCUCAUCCUGGAAAUGGCUGAAGAGAAGAAGAGAGAGAAAGUUACACUGGAGAAGGAAAUAGGCAAAAUACCAGAAAUGACAGUUCACUCUGGACCAACUAAUGUUGGUCUAGAAGAAGCACUACAGCAGUUGAGAGUGAGCAGACAGGCGUACCAUGGUCGUUCAUUUGUAGGGAACCAUGUACAUAAAUGUUUACAGCCUGAGAACACUGAUCUGAUCACUGCUGCUAUAUCAAAGAAGGUACAGUCACUCUGCCCCAACGACCGGGACCUCAUCCAGAAGGCAGAAGAUAUCGCCAGCAAGUAUAAUACUUUGCUAAAGCUGUUCGGGGCAUGCCACCGGGGUAUAAACACGGGUACUUUCCUGGACGACUCAGUCAUCGACAAGCUGGACAAAGACAUCAAAGAGUAUAUGUUGUUCUACCGUCAGAACUUCCCCACAGAGAGCGUGACCCCCAAACAGCAUCUAUUGCAGUAUCAUGUCAUCCCCUGGUUCAGAGACUGGAGAGCAAGCCUUGGGAUGAUGGGUGAACAAGGGGGAGAGUCGGUCCACUGCCAACUCAACAACAUUUCAAGAGAUUUGAGGGGCUACAACGAUGACCUCAAACUCAAUAUACAAUGUGUAAAAAAUCAGUGGAUAUUAAGUAGCCCCUCAAAUUACAAUAAGUUCAGUUAGAUCCACUCUAAAUACCCUCUCAAUCUCGGAGUAGAGAAGUAGAGAAGUGUACACUGAAUUCUAUGUAUACAGAGCUUGUGGGGUCUUUA